Molecule: messenger RNA, 2541 nt
Organism: Salmo salar (Atlantic salmon)
Lineage: Eukaryota; Metazoa; Chordata; Actinopteri; Salmoniformes; Salmonidae
Source: RefSeq, a predicted model, not a curated record
UUUACCGCCGAGUUGGGCCUCUCUCUUCCUCGCCACUUCGAUACAGAAGUGACUUUUUCGUAGCAGGUUAGGAGGCCAAGGUUGAAGCUAGGGAAGGGUUAGGGAAAAUCACUUCCGGUCGUAGCUGUAGGAAGUGGCGUGAAAAGUGUUCAUUCGUCAAAUACAACAACAAGCUAGUAAGUCACUUCGGUAGGUUGCUAGCCAACAUAGACGAACCAUUGAAACUCUAGACGUUUUCGGUGUAACGUUACAUUUAUAGCCACUGUGUUUUAAACACAUUUCUGUUGUAUAUCUAGGUACCCUCUUUAAUUGCACAUAUACGUUGCUAGUAAGUUAGCUAGCUGGAUAACAUAGCACUAGGCUAGUUACCCAUGCUAACAUCCCCGACCAUGAGUUCACUAAGCUACUCCCCCCCUGAUAAAGAAGAAGGGCUAUGCUUGGCGGAGAAAGACGGUAUUUGGCUGAACAUUGUCGUAAAAGAGGAGAACGAAGAGGAGGAUGUCACAGUAAAAAAAGAAGAGGGUGAAGCUGUUACAGUGAAACAAGAGGAAGAAACGUUCAGAGUGAAAGAGGAGGAUGUUACCGUGAAACAAGAGGAGGAAGAGAAAGAGGAGGAUGCAGUUUUUGGAGUGAAGACGGAGGGAGAGAUAACUGUCACAUCGGAAGAGACAGGAGAUCUGAUUAACACCAGAGAGAAGCCAGACUGUCACUCUGACAGCGAAAAGAGUCCUCCAGGGGAACCAGACCCAGAGACGCCCAAAUCAGCAGCAAGACACCACUGCUCCCAGUGUGGAAAGAGUUUUACUCUGCUAUGGAACCUGAAAAUACACAAUAGAAUACACUCCGGAGAGAAGCCAUACCACUGCUCCCAAUGUGGAAUGACUUUUACCUGGUUAGGUAGCCUGAAAACGCAUGAGAGGGCACACACAGGAGAAAAACCUUUCCAAUGUUCCCACUGUGGAAAGAGUUUUACCCAGUUAGGAGACUUGAAUAGGCACGAGAGGAUGCAUGGAGAAGAGAAGCCCUACCAAUGCUCCCAGUGUGGAAAAAGUUUUAGGUGGUUAGUGAGCCUGAAAACACACGAGAGAAUACACACAGGAGAAAAGCCUUACCACUGUUCCCACUGUGGAAAGAGUUUUAGGGGGUCAGUGAGCCUGAAACAGCAUGAGAGAAUACACACAGGAGAGAAACCUUACCACUGUUCCCACUGUGAAAAGAGUUUUAGGUGGUUAGGGACCUUGAAAUUGCAUGUGAGGACCCACACAGGAGAAAAGCCAUACCAAUGCUCCCUGUGUGGAAAGAGUUUUACCAAGUUAUGGGGCCUGAGUAGGCAUGAGAGGACACAUACAGUGGGGGAUAACACCUACCACUGCUCCUUGUGUGGAAAGAGAUUUACCCAGUUAGUGGCCUUGAAAGAGCAUGAAAUAAUACAUACAAAUACACAGGAGGAGAAGACAUACCACUGUUCUCAUUGUGGAAAGACAUUUUCCCAGUCAGAGGACCUGAAAUCACAUGAGCGAAUAGAGAGGUUGUGUUCUGACUUAUGUUUUUGACUGUGGUAUUUUUUUUAUGCCACAUGAAAUAGUCAUUACUUCGGUUGUUUUUUCCAUAUUGAGACGUGAUCGUGUCUAUAAAUCAGAUUAAAUAUUUUAAUGUGUAUUUUGUUUUGAUUGAAUGGAUACAAGUAUAAACCCUCCAAUGUUGUUCAUUAUGUUAUUUGGAUAUUGCAAAAUGUGAAUUAUUAUAUAAGUAGCCUUGCACGAGCCUAGGCUUCUCUGAGCCAGAACGGCUCAUAGGAUCAGGAGCCUUUCUCCUAUUUCCGUAGUGUGAGGCACCUUGAUGCAGUCUAUUAAAUGAUUAUAUAGAUUCAUGGAAUUUUAGCAUUUCUUGAUUCUAACCUCUUGAAUUUGAAAUAUGAUUUGGAUAUUGCUAAAUUCAUUUGAUUGAAUUUGAUUGGAAACACUAUUACAGUUGCGGCCAAAUAUGUAGGCACCCUUGCACUUUUCUUGAAUAAUUCCCUAAUUCUUCUAAAGUAAGUUGAAAUUGAAAGAAUCUUUUGGUCUCCACAUCUUUUGGGAUUUUCAACAUUGUGGAACCAAUUUUAUUUGUGUAAACAUUUACAAUUUUAAUUCAGAAAAUAAAGACAUGGCAUGGACAAAGUUCUUGGCAGCCCGGAAGCAAGUACUUGGUUGCAACGGGUGACAAUAUAUUUGACAGCAACUGUGUAUGAUUUGGAUAUUGCAAAAUGUAAAUGAUUAAAUCGUUGAAUUGAGUGUGCAUUUCUUGAUUCUAACCUUAUAACCUCUUGAAUUUAGUUGUUUCAUUGAGUUAAUUUGUCUACUAGUCAUCAAGCUAAAGGAAUAUAAAAUGUGUUACGUUCUGAUAACAUUGAUAAGUUGUUGACAUGAAAAACAUUCACUACUUCAUGAAUGUUCCCAUCAGUAUCAUUCCACCAUGUCAGAGUACACAGAUGCUGAUUGUAAAAAUUAUUUGAUUAAUACAACUCAUUUUUGUGUCAAUAGAAAUAAAAUGUGGAAGGCC